Gymnogyps californianus (California condor) is the source of this 7659-nucleotide messenger RNA. It is a transcript of the gene HS6ST1, whose product is annotated as heparan sulfate 6-O-sulfotransferase 1. The transcript has 2 exons. The coding region runs from base 274 to 1500 and encodes 408 amino acids. NCBI's taxonomy places the organism in Eukaryota, Metazoa, Chordata, Aves, Accipitriformes, Cathartidae. Gene Ontology annotation, molecular function: heparan sulfate 6-sulfotransferase activity. The record is from RefSeq and is a predicted model, not a curated record. Gene Ontology annotation, cellular component: membrane.
GCCCGUCUCUCCCAAGUUCGCCGCUCUGCCGCGGCCCCUCCGGAGCGGCUGGCUGCGGGCUGCCCCUGCCCCGCUCCCGGCGCUGCCCGCGGCGGGGCGGGCGGGGACAGCGAGGAGCCGAGGCAACCCAGGGAGCGGCCCGCCGCCCCCGGGGAGGCUCUGCUCAGGGGAGCAGUGGAGGGAGGCGGCUGGCACAGGCGCCGGGCUCCGCCGCCCGCCCCCCGGCACCGCCGCCGUCUGCCCAGCGCUGGCAGCCCCGGGAGAUGGUGACACAUGAAGCGUGCGGGAAGGACCAUGGUUGAGAGGACCAGCAAGUUCUUGCUGAUCGUGGCCGUUUCGGUGUGCUUCAUGCUUAUCCUGUACCAGUACGUGGGGCCGGGGCUGAGCCUGGGUUCCCCCAGCGGCCGCUCCUACGCGGAGGAGCUGGACCUCUUCCCCACGCCGGACCCGCACUACGUGAAGAAGUACUACUUCCCCGUGCGGGAGCUGGAGCGGGAGCUCGCCUUCGACAUGAAGGGCGAGGACGUGAUCGUCUUCCUGCACAUCCAGAAGACCGGCGGCACCACCUUCGGCCGCCACCUGGUGCAGAACGUGCGGCUGGAGGUGCCCUGCGACUGCCGGCCCGGGCAGAAGAAGUGCACCUGCUACCGCCCCAACCGCCGGGAGACCUGGCUCUUCUCCCGUUUCUCCACGGGCUGGAGCUGCGGGCUGCACGCCGACUGGACCGAGCUCACCAACUGUGUGCCGGGAGUGCUGGACCGCCGGGAAAGCGCCGCCGCCAAGACGCCCAGAAAAUUUUACUACAUCACACUGCUGAGAGACCCCGUAUCUCGUUACCUCAGCGAAUGGCGUCACGUCCAACGAGGAGCUACUUGGAAGACCUCCUUGCACAUGUGUGAUGGCAGGACACCAACUCCUGAAGAGCUGCCAUCGUGCUAUGAAGGCACGGACUGGUCAGGCUGCACACUGCAGGAGUUCAUGGAUUGCCCGUAUAAUUUGGCCAACAACCGCCAAGUGAGGAUGUUGGCUGACUUGAGCUUAGUGGGCUGCUACAACAUGUCUUUCAUCCCAGAGAACAAGCGAGCACAGAUCCUGCUGGAGAGCGCAAAAAAGAACCUCAAAGACAUGGCCUUCUUCGGCCUGACAGAGUUCCAGAGAAAGACUCAGUAUCUGUUUGAGAGAACUUUUAAUCUGAAAUUCAUCCGGCCCUUUAUGCAGUACAACAGUACCAGGGCAGGAGGGGUGGAGGUGGAUAACGACACCAUCCGGAGGAUUGAGGAGCUCAAUGACUUGGACAUGCAGCUCUAUGACUAUGCAAAGGACCUCUUCCAACAGCGCUACCAGUACAAACGGCAGCUAGAGAGGAUGGAGCAGAGGAUAAAGAAUCGGGAAGAGAGGCUUCUUCACCGGUCCAAUGAAGCACUUCCCAAGGAAGAGACCGAAGAGCAAGGACGCUUGCCCACUGAGGACUACAUGAGCCAUAUUAUAGAGAAGUGGUAGCCUAGGCAGACUUUUAUAUUAAUGAUAUUCUAGGGUUUCCAUAUAAAAGAUCAUGGAAGUAAAAUUACAAAAACAACAAAAAAUAUUUUAUUUAAAAGCAAGUCUGUAAAACAGAAGAUAGAUUGCUUCCUUAAGCAUAGGGUCUUUUUACUGUUUCUUACAAGACCGAUGAGAUUCUUAAAAAAAUAAAUACAUAAAAAUAAAAAAAGGGUCAACAUUAUAAUGCAGAGGUAAAAAAUGCACAAAUGCAGUUACCCACUCUUAAGGCCAAAUACAAAAGAAUGUUUCUUAUCCUCACAAUUCAAACACAAAUGGCAGAAGUAGGAUUUUUUAAAUCUGUUUAUCCCCUGAGCAUAAUGGUAUAAAGAUACAUAAUUAAAAAACAAGGAAACUGAGGUUUUCUUUUCUGGGUGUUUUUGGAGGUGGGAUGGGAAUUGCAUUGCUUGUAGGUAAACGAUAACGGUGAAUAAGUUGAAGAUGUGCUAUCCUGUCAGGCUGCGAUCUGAGCACAAGGGUGGUCACUUGGUUUCAGCUGGCAGCCACUGCCAGAAAGUAGAGAACCAUAAAAAUAAAAGAAGAAAAACAUCAGAGGAUGAGAAACAUUAAAGCAAAUUGACUAUGGCCUAGGAUAUGUACUUAGCACAGUGGUUUUGAUACAUUGCACUGGUAUCACAUAUACAUAUGCGACUUCAUCGCAAAAAUAAUAGGGAAUUCAUGCACAGAGCUCCCAGAUUUGUUUCACAGGCAGGUCCCAAAACAAGUUAAAAGCCGACCAAAUUCCACAUAGGCUCAAACGUGCACUCACAUGCCAUUCUGUCACCCUACGCAACUGCCGCUCAUGCCUUCAUCAGUAUUUUGUGUUAACAGCACAUGAAAACCCUGUCCUACAUACUAAAAAAAAGGAAGAAGUAGUUAAAUAGCAAUACUCCCUUAUAAAUCUGCACAUCAAGUUCCAGGAAGACCCUGCAUAUAAUCAGUCAUUAAUGGGAACAUGAUGAGGGGGUGAUUUUGUUUUGUUUGUUGCUAUGUGAAAUACUGAACUAGAACAAGCAUACAGACAUACCGGUAUCUGUAUUUUUUCAGUUAUUUUUACUUGCUUUUAUCAAGAGAUAAUGGGCAUCAGCCUGCUUCUAGAGAAGUCACUAGAACUGAUUUAAGUGGGAACAGGAUGGGGCUCUUCCAGAGCUGUGAAAAUGUCUGACUAUGGGUCUGAAUUAAUUAUGAGACAGUGCACAUUGUCUUUUGGCAGAGUGCCUGUUCUGCAGCUCUUACUUUAAAUGAACAAGCUGUGUGCAUAAAACUGGAAAGGGGAAUCAUGGAUAAUGUUUUUUUAGUCUCAGACCACUUUCAAAGCAGAACUCUUUCAAUGCUGUUUUUUAGGGACUCAUGUAAGUUUAAUCCUCCAGUGUGGUGACAGUCUAACCAGGUUCUGCUUACUGACUUUUGAGUCAUAGAACAACAAUGACUUCUCUAAUUCCUCUGCCCACUCACCAAAUUAAAGUAUGGCUUAUUUUCUUGCUGUUGCAAGCACUUCUUUGUUUGGCUGGAAGCAUGGAAAUGAAGCAGUUUCUGCCUGUUUCAUGUCUCACCCCGUUAUUACUCAGCCUGUAAGACCUGAACCAGCUAUUGUUUAGGGUAAACUAUGAACCAAAUGGAAUAUGAUUUGAUUUUCAAAGGCUAUGUUAACUGCAGAUCAAAUACGGCAUUGAAAUCACUGGAGGAGAGGCAGAGAGCUGAUGCAUUCGGCUUUAGCAUGUCGUUUUUACAGUGUCCCUUUCCCAUCACACGAAUCCACUGAAGUGCUGCUUGUUUUGUAUUUUAAUUCGCUCUCUCUGCCUCUGUACACAGUUUCCAACAGUUUCAAAUUCAGACUGAGUUUUGCAAGGAGGUGGCUGCCUUAAGCAGAGGAGCUGCCUUGUUUCUUCUGCAUAUGCCCUGAGGGAUACACCUUGCUUUUGGAGAUGUUCUUCUCCAGAAGAGUGAAGAUGACUAAAAACUUAAGAACAGAAAAUACAAACAGCACUUUGGGCUCAAAUACAACCCUGUUACAGCCCCGAUCCAAAGUCCACCGAAGUUGAAGGAUGUCUUUCCUAUUGAUUUCAGAUGAAUUUUGAUCAGGUCUGCAUCCUGGUGCUGCAAAGUGCCCACAGCCACACUCAUCCAUCUACAAGCACAGUGGCACGUUGUUACCCAUGCAUUCGGCUGGCACCAGUAUUUGCUAGUGGUGUUGCUGUCUUUAAGGUUCUGCCGCAAAAUAGCCCCUGUUCCCAGAGAUGUGUAGCUUGGCCAUAAGCAUUUCCUCCUAGCUGAAAAAUGGGAAGCAAAAUGAAGCAAUUUUCGGUUGUUGGCUUGGGGGCAGAAGGUAUUAAAAAUCCAUUUGCUCAUCUCUGAAUUCCAAGACUGGGAGGAGCUAUGUCUGCUAGUUCCCAGCGCUUUUAUGUGUUGCUGUAAGUAAAGAAAACAUUUAUAUUUAAAAAAUGCAAUUUUACAGGCUGUUUACCCACAAAACCAAUACACAAGAUAUAAAAAGCAACUGUUUUAUAUGCAGCUUCCAGCUUUCCCCAAAGGCUUUUCCCUGUGCAUCCUGCAUUAUGGAUCCAUAAUGCACAAAUGGUUACUGCAGCUAAUCCAUAUUCGAGGUGCACAUCGGUGCAGCUCCGGCAGGGCUGUGCGGUGAAUGCCCAGGCAGGUCUGCGUAUGCCGGCACUGACUUCUGAGAGCCAUUCUGUACCGAAGGCCAAAUUCUGCUCUCAUCUACCGAAGGGUGACAGUAAACAGGACUGUGUAUGAUUAGGACCAGCAUAAUUUGGCCUGGUUGUCCUGAGUUGUUUCUGUGUUAUGGGCUCUGAGUAACCAGCUGGAUUUUAAUGGAUCUGUCUGCAGGGUUCUCUAAAUCAGAGGCAGCCUCUGACCCUAGAAGCAUGUCAGUAGAAGACCUUGUUCCAACAUUUUCUUUGUAAUAUAUUACAGUAACAAGCAAAAGAAAUGAAACUAUCUUGAAAACUGUCUUGUUAACAGUUUCACUUCAACCCACAAAAGGAGGGCUGACCUCAUCUUAGCACUGAGGCAGAAAUUUCUAGAUUCAAAUCCUGCGCCCGGCAAAUGCCUCAGUUCUUCCACCUGUACAUUGGGAAUAACAACUUUACGCACUCUGAAGAGGUACUCCAAGGUAUGAAAAGUAUAGGGCACUUUUUGUAACAGAUUCUAAGUAUGGGAAAUUAAGAGAAUGACCCAAAAGCCGUCCCUCACCCUGGCUGCUGUGCUGGUCUGUUUACGGCUGUAGGCCAUGCGUGCUGUGUGCCAGAGCAUGGGUUGCAGGACGUACCUUCUUCCUUUAGUGGGUUUAAGGGAACUUUUUUAACAUAAUGUGAAUGUAGUUUUUUGUGAUUUGUAUGUACUACAGUUUGAAGUGGUACAAUUUCUUUUAUUUUUAGGACUGAUUAUUUGAUGCUACAAUAACAUGAAAAAUGUGUGUGUAGUUCUAAAAUGAAUGGAGAACAACGGCUUUAAGGCACUCCGGCAGAAGUAGUGGCCAGAUAGUACAUUCUUGUUCAAUAUCUGCCCCUUUCUUCCAAAAUGUUUUUCCUGUGACUUCCAGACGCACUGAGACCUUCUUCACUACAUGACAUGUUUCUUCAGGGGGCCUGUCAAUGCAUCAUGAUCCAGGUCAGGAUAGGUGAGUGCUGGGUACAGCGAGGGCUGGUGCAAGAUUGCGACCUGUCUCUUACUGGAGUUGGUGAGACCAUUCCCCUUGAAUUCAGAUUUUACCUAGUCGGAUGCUUGUCCGUCCCAUGGCGUUUCUGCUGUGGUUCUAGGGAUACCCCAUGAAAAGCCUUUACAAAAGCCGAGGCUGUGUAGGGUAUUUCUAAGGGUUUAUACAGUUAACAGUAUUAGCAUGAGUGAGCAUUUUGGACAGGCAGUUAUAUGGUACCAGGCUAAAGAUGAUGGCUCUUAGCCUCUGCCAUCUUACACUGUGCUGACCCUCGCACAUCCGCAAACGAGGGUGAUGCUCUGAGUGGGGAUUUCCCAGCAGACGCCAUUCCUGCUUUGGGAGGGUGGAAAGGCCAAGACACGCUGUGCAGUGCUAAGAAGGAGAUCUUUUUUGCUUUUAGUCACCUGAACAGUGUUAACUUCACUGCUUGGUGGGCGUUGUUGCUGAAGAAAACUUUUUAUUGCUCAUUUGUGUCAUCCCAGCUAGCUCUGUUGAAGGAGUUUGCCUCCUCCAAAGUUUUCCAGACAGUCAAAUGCCACCUUGUAUCCUACCCAGGUCACAAAAUGCAGGAUUGACUGGUAAGGUUGCAGACCCAGGCUGUCAUGGGGUUCGAAGUCAUCAACAAAAAAAACCUCUCGACAAAGGAUCAGUGUGAAUUCCUGGCUUGCCUGAAUUUCUCCCUUUGUCCCCAACAUUUUGGAAUAAAUGGGGAACACUUCAGGUUGAUGUUUUUGCACCCCAUAGUCCCUUACUUGCUUACAAAACUGGGAUGGCAAUGGAAGGAGCGUAAGGAAGAUCCCAACAAGCUUUUCAAUCCUCUCUCCCAGGGCUGUCCUGUAGGAGCAGAAAGGGCAGCGCAGCUGCUGAGAGUAUGAGCGAGCCAGAAGGACCACCACAGUGGCAGUACAGACACAUGUCAAUUAGGAAAUUUUCACUCUGAGCGCAUCAAAUCACUUCACAGAGACCACUGAACAGCUACAGAAGGUAAUGACUAACAGUACAGAACAGGGCCUGACCGAGAUUUAUAUCCUGGGGUUAAAACCAUCUCUAGCUUCUUACUGGCGUUUAGAGUUACUCAGACCUCCUCCUGUCCCAUAGAAUUUGCCGAAUGUCGCAAAAACACGUAGUGCUACAGGAAUUCACAACACAGACUAUGCUAAACAUUGUAUUUCCAGGGCUAUAGCUUGGAACGCAACUCACACUAUCUGCUGGAUUCAAAUCACAGGGCUGGCUGCGUUACCUUUUUGUUCUUGUUUUCACUAAUAUUAGCAGAUCAUGUUCCAGUGGCAGAAGCGAAUGCAGGAUUCGCUGCCUGCUCAGCAGUAGAGCCAAGCCUUCAAAGCACAGGUCAGCUAGCAGCAGUUCAGGUAAAACAGUGAGCAGUGGAGCUCGUGUCUGCGCACACAAUCUGAGCUAUCUGUGGCUGUUUGUUUUGCCCCAUCUAUAGGAGUUCUGCCAAGGUGAAUGCAGUCCUGAUAAGCACGUGGGUAUUAAAGCCUGUAUUGUCCCAGCUGCAGGUGGUUUUAUCUGUAAUUUUUAGCCAUGCAAGCUGAAAAAAAACAAGAUUUGCAAAUGAGUCUGUCUCAUCCCUCAAAGCCCCGCAAUUCCCCCUCCCUGUUUUCCCCCAGGUGUCAAUUCUGCAGACUGGAUUGAGAGAGUUGUACUAUAAUGAAUAAUUUUAUAUUCAAAUGGUUUACUGAGCAUGAUUUGUUUUGUACAUAUUGGAAUAUGAUUUAACUUAUUUUUAUUGCCCCUUUUCAUCUUUUUUUCAUAAGGAGAAGACAAAAAUCCCCACCCUCUCUCAAUGUGAAGUUCCUCUGUGUUUAUGUGUAGUCUGCCAGGCAAACACACAACAGCCACAGGAUUUCUCACCAUCCCUACUGGUAUCUGAUUUUAUUUUUCAUUGUCAUUUGUUUUUGUCUGAGGCUUUGCUUGGAUUGUCUCUUUCCUCUCUGCUGCACAAUCUGCACAGGGAAGGGAAAGGGCAAUGCAGGCAGGACUUUCUUUUUCUUCCUCUCCCCUUUCUUGUGUGCUUUACCUACCACGGAACUCAGUUCUUAUCUUCUAGGAGUUGUGUGACUGAGGGUAAAAAAAUACAACUGUCCCCCCACCCGCCUUCCAUCCUCCAUAUUGUAGAUCAAACAGAUUCAGCUGCUCUGAAAGUGAUUGUGGCUGGAGUCAUUCCAUUGGGCUGAAUGUGUAUGGUUUGCACUUUUUUUUCCACUUCAGGAACUUAAAAACAACAAGAAAUAAAAGACAACUGUUUAACUUGAGCCAAGUAACACUUAAAGCUUUAUAUAUUUAUUUAUAGCAUCUUACAAAAAGUGUUAAAAGGUUUUUUCUUUUCUUCCACAAGAAAAAUUGGAUUAUAAAAAAAAAAAUCAUCUAAUUGUUUUUGUCUAGAUCAAGAAUGAAUGUUAGCAGAUGAAAUAAACCCUAAAACUGAG